AUGAGCUCUUACAACAUAAUAGUAGUGAAUUAAUAUAAAUUGGUAGUUGAUUAGACCUGAAAACCAAAUGCCUUUGGUAAAAUUUCAGUCAUGCCAUAUAGAAUAAUUCAAGAGUUACUUAGAUCAUAAUCAAGUUGGAUUUCAAUAAAAAAUAAUAUAAAUGUUAAUGAAAAAUUUAUAAUGA
This is a messenger RNA of Paramecium octaurelia, 184 nucleotides long. The record is from the annotation of a GenBank genome assembly. Lineage: Eukaryota; Ciliophora; Oligohymenophorea; Peniculida; Parameciidae.